Actinia tenebrosa (Australian red waratah sea anemone) is the source of this 672-nucleotide messenger RNA. RefSeq names its product DBH-like monooxygenase protein 2 homolog. The record is from RefSeq and is a predicted model, not a curated record. Gene Ontology annotation, molecular function: dopamine beta-monooxygenase activity; copper ion binding. Gene Ontology annotation, cellular component: secretory granule membrane. Gene Ontology annotation, biological process: octopamine biosynthetic process; norepinephrine biosynthetic process; dopamine catabolic process. Lineage: Eukaryota; Metazoa; Cnidaria; Anthozoa; Actiniaria; Actiniidae.
ACAAGCUUUAAAGACAAAACUCUGCUCUUCAGCUAGAUUGAUUUUGGUGCGAACUGAUAACUGCCUUGAGUCUACUGAGACCCAAUAACAAAAUUUGAAGCAGUUUUCAACGCACAUUACCAUGAAGUUUCUUGUCACCUUAGUGUUCAUAGCAGCCUUAUAUUUUUGUGCAGAAAGCACCACAUAUCCAAAUCACUUGACCCUAAAAGAAAACGUUUUUGAUGUGCACUGGUAUGUCAACACAACUGAAGAUAGAUUUUAUUUCAAAGUUGUCGCCAACACCACUGGUUGGGUAGGUUUGGCGUUCACAACCUAUGAAGGUGGAGAGGGUAUGAAAGACUACGACAUUGCUUUGGGAGGCGUGAGGAAGGAGAACGAAACGUAUUUGAAGGACUACUGGUCUACUUCAGAAGUAAAGCCAAUAUUAGACAGCUCCCAAGACCUGAUGCUCACCAGUGCUAUGGAAUCUAAUGGGAAAACUACAAUCGAGUUUAACCGCAAAGCAGACACUGGGGAUGCGGCAGACACACCCUUGAAGAUGAACAACUCAAUAUUCCUGGCUUAGGCAAUCGGCAGAGAAGACGCUACUGAUGACAAUACUUACAACCAGCAAUUAAAUAAACAGCAAGGGGGAAGAGGGCAUACUAAUGAAGGCUACAACAUGUACACUGC